GUCAAUUUACGGCUCUAAACUGCUCCUGCUUCUGUGCUUCCAUGCCAGCACAUCACUGCGCCUCCCCGCAGACCAUCCAUCCGUUCUUCCUUUCUUCCUCAUAAACGUUCUGUCAUGCCGCGUGGGAGGCUAUAAACCCAAGGGAGCGUCUUCCGUCUGCUGGUGAUAUCUGGUUGUGAGGGGAGGUACACGAGGGCCGUCAAACCCUCCAGUUUUCCUAUCCACCCGUCCACCACUGAGCUCUCCCCCCCGGUCAACGAAAAACCAUGUCGAUCAAGCUACACAACUUUGGCGAGCCGGCGUCGAUGCCGAAGCACUCCUACUUCUGCCAAAAGCUCGAGACGUACUUUCGUGCCGCCGGCUGGUUGAGCGACCAAGACUACGUCACUGUGCCGCACUGGUCCUCUAAUGUGCCCACGCGCUCUGUGAAGGACUUUCUGCAGAUCCCGUUCGUGACGUUCGAAGAUGACUGCGAGAAGAAACAAGAUUUUAGGGCGGUGAGGGAGCUGGUGGGGAUGGGCAUGUUGAAAGAUCUUGAUGCUGGGUUGUCGGCCGAGAGGAGGGUGGAUACCAAGGUCUGGCAGAUCUUUAUCGAGGAAUCCGUGUUCCCCGCAACACUCCUCACCCGCUAUCGGGACGAGAAGAACUGGCCGGUCUUCCUCUCCGAGUCUGUCGAGCUCGGCAUCCCCUUCCUCGCGGACGGCAGCGCCGACCCGGUAUCCGUCCGUCAACACAUGCUCAUCCAUCUCAGGCAGCACGGGAUAAGCCGGUACGACAAGUACGAGAUCGCGGACCAACUGGAAGAUGCCGUGCGCAAUAUCGAGGUCAAGCUGCUCGCGAUCGAGACGCCUAACGGAUACGUGUACGGCGGCUUGCGCCCAACGAGUCUGGACGUGAUCCUUUAUUCCUGGCUGGCGAGCGUGUUGAGCACGAAAUGCAACCAGGCGAUCUCCUUCCUUAUCCUGAACAGCCCCAGGCUGAGGAGUUACGUGCAGCGGUUGACACAGCUCUGGUUCCCAGAGUAUGAGCUGUUGUUGGACCUUACUAGUACUGCUGAGACGUUGGCAAUCCGACAACGAAAACCAAGCACGAUGACACUAACGCUGCACGUCUUCCCUCACGCCUACGCGUGCCCGAACAUCUCCUACUACUGCCAGAAGCUCGAGACCUACCUCCGCGCAGCCGGGUACAAGGACUACAGGGAAUCCGUCGACGGCUCAACCAACGGGCCCAAGGGGAAGAUCCCGUUCGUCGUCUUCCCCUCCGGAGAGAAGCUUGGCGAUACGUACUUUAUAAUGCGCCACCUCGUUUCCCAAGGCACAAUUCGAGACCUGGACGCCGAUGCCGGGCUAAGCAAGCUGCAGAAAGCGGAUGCGAGAGCGUGGGUCGCCCAGGUGGACGAGUUCCUCUACCCGCUCACGUGCUGCACUCUCUUUCUCGAAAAGGAGAACUAUGCCGAGCUCUGCUUGCAGAUGUUUGGCGAGCCUAGUGCGCUCCGCAGAGUAGGGGCGUGGUGGGUCCAGCGAGACGUGCACAAGUUCUUGUGGCAGCAUGGUGUUGGGAGGCAUUCGCCAGGGGAGUGGAGGAAUAUGCUGAGCGAGUUUCUGGAGAACGUCGUUGCCCGGCUUGAGGGAAGCAAGUACAUGUUCGGCGAGCGCCCGACGAGCGCGGACGUGGUCGUCUAUGCCUGGCUUGUGACGUGCCUCGAGACGCGGGGGACGGUGUUUGUGCAGAAGUGGGUGCUGGGAAACGCGCCGUUGAAGACGUAUGUGAAGGGCUUGACGGAGGCGUGGUUCCCGGAGUAUGAUGGGAUCUUGAGAUUGGUGGUUUAG
This is a messenger RNA of Dacryopinax primogenitus, 1832 nucleotides long. RefSeq lists its product as uncharacterized. The coding region runs from base 267 to 1832 and encodes 521 amino acids. The transcript has 4 exons. The record is from RefSeq and is a predicted model, not a curated record. NCBI's taxonomy places the organism in Eukaryota, Fungi, Basidiomycota, Dacrymycetes, Dacrymycetales, Dacrymycetaceae.